AUGUCGAAUCUCGGUGCUUUUGGAUCAAGCGAUUAUGCUGCAGCCACCUCUAGCACCCCGAUCAAUCCAGUUACAGGGGAACCUGCUGUUUCUUCUCAAGAUUCUCAAAUUGAAGAAGUUUCAACAUUAUUUAGAUCAACCAAUUUUCAAGAUCAUACAAAUGCGCUUAAAAUUCUUUUAGCAUUAAUGUCUAAAGGUAUAGAUGUUGUUCAGUUCGCUCCUUUUGUCGUACAGCAAGUUGGAGCUCAAGAUCCAAACGCCAGACAACUUGCAUACGUCUACUUAAAUCAUUACGCGGACGAAGCGCCAGAGGAAGUUAUUCUUUCAGUCAAUACUUUCCAGAGGUGCUUAACAGACUCGGAUCCUAUUUGCAGAGCUUUGGCUGUAAAAGUUAUGUCGUCAAUUAGAUCCCGUGAAGUACUUCCGCACAUUCAGGAAGCUGUUUCGCAGGUCAUUGGUGACCCUUCGCCUUACGUAAAGAAAGCAGCUGCUUACGCAAUGGUAAAAGCUGCAGAAUUAAUAGAAGACCCUUCAGAGACAGAAGUUUAUCUUCCAUUACUUCAGAGACUGCUUGGUGAUCAAAAUCCGAUAGCUUUCUCUGGUGCAAUUUGCGCCUAUUUAUAUCUUUGCCCUAAUAAUAUUGAUUUAAUACAUACACACUUCCGCUCGAUCUGCCAGAACAUCUCAAAGAUCGACGCAUGGGGACAGCUGUUCACUCUUCGUGCUCUAACGAUUUACGCGAGAUAUUGUUUUAAGAACCCAGAAACUCUCGACGAAGAAGAUGUCGGUGCUUUCUGGGAUGAUGCAGGAUCUAAGGAUUCUAUAUCAGCCGACCAUCUCCUUCUUAUUCAUACAGCAAAGAAAUUAUUAUCUUCACCAAACAACGCAGUCGUAACAGCAGCCACGCAAUUACUAUUCUACUGUGCACCGCCAUCCCAUAUAUCAUCAGUGGCCCGCCCAAUGGUCAGAAUGCUCUACGAUACACAGAUUAUGUCUCAAUUAGCACUUACUUCGAUUCUUACCAUCGCUACUGUGCACAACCAUAUAUUUGUGCCCCAUCUCAACCACUUCUUCAUCAGACGAAACGAUAUUACCGCUGUCAGAAACCUUAAAUUAUGUGUACUUGCACUUCUUGCCUCCCAGUCGAAUGCCGACAUGAUACUUGGAGAACUCUCGACCUAUACAAACAGCGAUGAUACAGAAUUUGCUGCAAAUGCAGUAAAGACGAUGGGAAAGACCGCCAUGGUCAACGAAUUGAUCAUUCCUGCUUGCCUUCUCAGCCUCCUUCGCCUUAUGAGUCGCAGCGAAGGCCCAGUUCUCUCAGAAGUCGUGUUAGUUAUCGCACAUCUUCUCCGCAAGCGCAGAAACACAGAAGACGAGCUCCACGCGCUCAAAUCCCUUGCCAGGAAGUUCAUAGAAGUCAAAGAACCAUCAGCACGUGCAGCAGUUCUCUCAAUUGUCGGAGAUAUGUACGAAACAUACCCAGAAUUCGCUCCACAGCUUCUCAGAUACGUUGCACAGAACUUCUCAGACGAACCCGGCGAAGUACGUCUUCAAGCUCUUACUUUAGCCGCCAAAUUACUCGCAUGUGGUGCAGAUCAAGCCAUUCCUAUGUACGUUCUUCGCAUUGGCGAGAGAGACAGCGAGUUCGACAUCAGAGACCGCGCUCACUUCCUUCUUUCCAUACUUGCAAGCAAAUGCAGUGAUAUCGUGAAAAACAUGAAGUCCCUUUUAUUCCCAACACGCACUGCACCAACAUGGACCAUCACAGACGCCGGAGUUUCAGAGUUCCAGCUCGGAACGUUCUCCCACUUUUUCAAUCGCGCUGUUACAGGUUACGAUCCACUUCCUGACUGGGCUGACGAAGAGACACUUCCGCCGGAAUCAGUCAGGACACCGCCGGAGGGGGAGGAGGAUGGAAACGCUUUCUCUGGUGGAAAAGAGGUCGGACUCGCAGAUUUCUUCUCUGGAGACGAUGGAAACGAGGAAGAGGACUACUACAGCGAUGGAGAUUACUAUGAAGAAGACGAAGAGGAUGAUGUUGAUCAGAACGACGCUUUCUUCGCAAAUUAA
Molecule: messenger RNA, 2073 nt
Organism: Trichomonas vaginalis G3
Lineage: Eukaryota; Parabasalia; Trichomonadida; Trichomonadidae
Product: adaptor complex subunit beta family member family
Exons: 1
Coding region: 1-2073 (690 amino acids)
Biological process (GO): intracellular protein transport; vesicle-mediated transport
Cellular component (GO): membrane coat
Source: RefSeq, a predicted model, not a curated record